UUGCCACUCUAUUAUAAAUUCCCAUGCAAAUCCGACCCAACUAUGUACAAAACCACCUCUCUACUUCUACCACCACCACAACCACCAUCACCGCCGCCACACUCUUCUCACCACCAACUCCCAUGGAGACUGAUCCUACGAAAGAAUCCAAACUCCCCUCUUCUGAACCUCUUCCACCUCCUCCGCCCCUAGUUCCUCCACCACCCGCUUCAAGCAAGCUUAGAAAGAUUGUAAUGGUGGCCUCCAUAGCUGCUGGUAUCCAGUUUGGCUGGGCUUUGCAGCUCUCUCUUUUGACACCUUACGUUCAGCUUCUUGGUAUACCUCACACAUGGGCUGCUUUCAUCUGGCUAUGUGGACCCAUUUCAGGAAUGCUUGUCCAGCCAAUUGUCGGCUAUCAUAGUGAUCGUUGCACCUCCCGUUUUGGCCGUCGCCGCCCUUUUAUUGCAGGCGGUGCUUUGGCCGUUGCUGUAGCUGUUUUCCUUAUCGGUUAUGCUGCUGACCUUGGUCAACUCUCUGGUGACCCUGUUGCCAAGAGCCCCAAACCACGAGCUAUAGCCGUGUUUGUCGUUGGGUUCUGGAUUCUUGACGUCGCUAAUAACAUGCUCCAGGGUCCUUGCCGUGCUCUCCUCGCCGAUCUUUCUGGUGCCAAUCAGAAGAAGACGCGUAUAGCUAAUGCACUGUACUCCUUCUUCAUGGCCGUCGGGAACGUUCUUGGCUUUGCCGCUGGAUCCUACACUCAUUUAUAUAAAAUAUUUCCAUUCACAAAGACGAAAGCUUGUGACGUUUACUGUGCAAAUCUGAAAUCUUGUUUCUUUAUCUCCAUUGUCUUGCUUUUAACUCUCACUGUAUUAGCUCUCAUUUACGUUCGUGAAAAGCCUUGGUCCCCAGAGCGAGGAAACACCGCUGCCGGUGACGAGGAGGAGGAGGACGAGGGGGCGUCGGAGUCUUCUCCGAUGCCGUUCUUCAGUGAGAUAUUUGCAUCUUUGAAGAAUCUGCAAAAACCCAUGUGGAUCCUUCUUCUGGUGACGUGCCUGAACUGGGUUGCAUGGUUUCCAUUCUUGUUGUUCGAUACUGAUUGGAUGGGUAGAGAGGUAUACGGCGGAGAUUCAAACGGAAAUCCCGUUCAAGUGAGGUUGUAUGAUCGUGGGGUGCGCGCUGGUGCACUGGGUCUGAUGCUUAACUCGGUGGUUUUGGGGUUCACCUCCCUUGGUGUGGAGGUGCUGGCUCGUGCUGUCGGAGGAGUGAAAAGAUUGUGGGGUAUAGUGAAUUUCAUUCUUUCAUUUUGUUUGUUCAUGACGAUCUUGAUCACCAAAAUGGCUGAAUCCCACAGAAGGUUCGCCACCGUGGGAGGCGGCGCCACGGUUCCCUUGCCACCACCUGGAGACGUCAAGGCUGGUGCAUUGGCCCUUUUUGCGGUGAUGGGUGUACCUCAAGCUAUAACUUACAGUAUUCCCUUUGCUUUGGCAUCAAUAUUUUGUAACACUGCUGGUGCUGGUCAAGGACUUUCUUUGGGAGUUCUGAAUCUUUCAAUUGUUAUACCACAGAUGGUGGUGUCAGUAGUAAGCGGACCAUGGGAUGCAUUAUUUGGAGGGGGUAAUCUACCAGCUUUUGUGGUGGGAGGGGUUGCUGCCGCGGCCAGUGGAAUAUUUGCAUUCACCUUACUCCCAUCUCCGCAGCCUGAUGCCCCCUCCGCCAAGACUUCAAGGGCUGUCACUGCUGCCUUCCAUUGAUCUUCAUCACCUCCAUGUGUAUGCGGAAAUGUGAUCAUGUAGAUGUGCGUUUUGUUUUCAUGUGGAAAGGCCAGAAUGGCCAUGUCUUGUGUUAGUUGGUGUUCUAAUAGGGCAUCAAUGGCCAAAAAUUGGUCAUUUUGAUGAUAUCAAUGGCUGUACACAUCCUUUCUUAAUCUUCAAUGCAACUAAUUAAUUUUAAUA
Messenger RNA from Hevea brasiliensis (rubber tree), 1931 nucleotides. RefSeq names its product sucrose transport protein SUC2. Bases 24 to 1730 code for a protein of 568 amino acids. NCBI's taxonomy places the organism in Eukaryota, Viridiplantae, Streptophyta, Magnoliopsida, Malpighiales, Euphorbiaceae. Gene Ontology annotation, biological process: sucrose transport. The record is from RefSeq and is a predicted model, not a curated record. The transcript has 4 exons. Gene Ontology annotation, cellular component: plasma membrane; vacuole. Gene Ontology annotation, molecular function: sucrose:proton symporter activity.